AUGGAUCAGCAACGAUUCCUGCAGCAAUUGCAGAUUGUUCUCGACCCCUCCCAGGGCAACGUUAAGGAAGCGACCGGCGUCCUGCAGAAGGAAUUCUACAGCCAGCCCGAGUCUCUUGUCCUCCUCAUCCAGAUCGCCACCGCUCACGAUGACUCUAACCUCCGUCAGCUCGCCGCUGUCGAGUCCCGAUCCCUCGUUGCGAAGCACUGGUUGAAGGUGGGCAAUGAGCAGAAGCCUCAGGUCCGCGAGCAGCUGCUCCGCUCUACCAUGGGCGAGAGCUCCUCGCUGGUCCGUCACUCCAUUGCUCGCAUCAUCUCCGCUAUCGCUAAGAUUGAUCUGAACGAUGGUGAGUGGGGUGAUCUCCCCAACAUCCUCCUCCGGGCUGCCGACAGCGGUAACCAGGAUGAGCGUGCCGUUGCCAUCUACAUUCUCUUCACCAUCCUCGAGACUCUGGGCGAGACCUUCGAGGAGAAGUUCCAGGAUCUUUUCACCCUAUUUGGCAAGACCAUCCGCGAUCCCGAGAGCGCCGAGGUUCGGAUCAACACCCUGCUCGCUCUGAGCAAGCUUGCCAUGUACAUUGAGCCCGAGCUUCACGCCGGCCCCGUCAAGGCAUUCCAGGACAUGGUCCCCUCUAUGGUUGCUGUGCUCAAGGAUGCCAUUGACCAGGGUGAGGAUGACCAGAUCAUGCAGGCCUUCGAGGUCUUCCAGACCCUUCUUGGCUGUGACUCCGCCUUGUUGAACGUCCACCUCAAGGACCUUGUCAUGUUCAUGAAUGAGCUGUCCGCCAACACCGAGGCCGACGAGGAUGUUCGCACCCAGGCUAUCAGCUUCCUUAUGCAGUGCAUCCAGUACCGCAAGGUCAAGAUCCAGGGUCUGCGCGUUGGUGAGCAGCUUACUCGCACUGCUCUGCACAUUGUCACCGAGCUCGACGACGACUCGGCUGCCGAUGAUGAGAUCACCGCCCCCCGCUCCGCUCUGGCCUUCCUUGAUUUGCUCUCUCAGAGCCUUCCUCCCAGCCAGGUCGUUGUUCCCCUGCUCCAGGCUCUUGGCCAGUACUUCAACAACUCUGACCCCAACUACCGUCGUGCCGGUAUCCUGGCUCUCGGCAUGUGUGUUGAGGGUGCCCCUGACUUCAUCAGCACCCAGAUGAAGGACAUCUUCCCCAUGGUCUUGCAGCUCCUUGCCGAUGGAGAGUACAAGGUCCGCAUGGCUUCCUUGCACACCGUCGCUCGUCUGGCCGACGAUCUUGCUGAGGACCUCUCUGCUGAGCACCAGGCCCUCAUGCCCUUGCUCUUCCAGAACUUGGCCAGUGCCAUGCAAGAGUACAAGGGUGAGGAGGAGGGCCCUAUCGUUGAUAUCCUUAAGGCUGGUAUCAGCGCUGUGGAUGCUGUCGUUGAUGGUCUCGAUGAGAAGGAUGUUGCUCCCUACCAGUCUGAGCUCGUCCCCAUCCUCCACAACCUCUUCAAGCACCCCGACUUCAAGAUCAAGUCCCUUGCUGCCGGUGCUCUUGGAUCUCUCGCUUCCUCUGCCAGUGAUUCUUUCCUCCCAUUCUUCGAUGAGUCCAUGCACCUUCUGCAGGAGUUCGCCGCUGUCAAGGAUAGCGAAGCUGAGCUCGACCUUCGCGCUAGUGUCACUGACGCCAUGGGCGAGAUGGCUGCUGCUGCUGGCCCCGAGCGCUACCAGCCUUACGUGGAGCCUUUGAUGCGCGCCACUGAGGAGGCUCUGAACCUUGGCCACUCCCGCCUGAAGGAGAGCACCUACAUCUUCUGGGGUGCCAUGGCCAAGGUCUACGGCGAGCACUUCUCUCCCUUCCUUCAGGGUGCUGUCAACGGUCUCUUCGCCUGUAUCGAGCAGGACGAGACUGAGCUUGAUGUCGCCCUUGGCGAGGCUGCUAAGGACCUCGUUGGCCAGGAGGUGACCGUUGCCGGCCGCAAGGUCAAGGUUGCCAGCGCUGACGAUGAUGAUGAGUUCGAGGGCGAGAUCGAGGAUAUCGAGAUCGGCGACGAUGAGGAUGAUUGGGAUGACAUCACCGCCACCACUCCUCUCGCUCUUGAGAAGGAGAUCGCCGUUGAGGUUAUUGGUGACCUUGUUACCCACACCCGCAGCUCCUUCUUGCCCUACUUCGAGAAGACCAUUGAGCAGGUCAUGCCCUUGGCCGACCACCACUACGAGGGUGUUCGCAAGAGUACCAUCAGCACCCUCCACCGCUCCUACGCCAUGCUGUUCGCUAUUGCCGAGGAGAACGGCCAGAUGGCCAAGUGGCAGCCUGGUCUUCCCUUGCAGGUCCAGCCUGCCAAGGAGGUCCAGAAGUUCGGUGAGAUCCUCAUGACUGCCACUAUCAAGAUGUGGACUGAGGAAGAGGACCGUGCUACCGUCGCGGACAUUAACCGCAACAUGGCCGAGAACCUGCGCUUCUGCGGUCCCGCCCUCAUCGCCGAUGAGAGCGUUCUCACCAACGUUAUCCACCAGAUCACCGACAUCAUCAGCAAGAAGCACCCUUGCCAGAUGGAGUUCGAGGAUGAGGAGGAAACCGAUGGUCCAGAUGAGACCUCCGAGUUCGACUGGGUCGUCGUUGACACUGCCCUCGAUGUCGUCUCUGGCAUGGCUACUGCCCUUGGCGCCAGCUUCGUUGAGCUGUGGAAGGUGUUCGAGAAGACCAUCCUCCGCUACGCCAGCUCCAGCGAGUCUCUUGAGCGUGCUACCGCUGUCGGUGUUCUCGCUGAGUGCAUCAACGGAAUGGGCGCUGCCGUCACCCCCCUGACCUCUACCCUCCUUAAGCUGCUGCUGCACCGUCUUGGUGACGAGGACCCCCAGACCCGCUCCAACGCUGCCUACGCUGUUGGUCGCCUGGUUGAGCACUCCGAGGCUGCUGACGAGAUGGCCAAGGCCUACCCCACCAUCCUCAGCCGUCUUGAGCAGUGCCUCCAGAUGGACGUUUCCCGCCUCCAGGACAACGCCACUGGCUGUGUCUCCCGUAUGAUCCUCCGCAACCGCGAGGCUGUCCCCACCAAGGACGUUCUGCCCGUCCUGGUGAACAUCCUUCCCCUCAAGAACGACUAUGAGGAGAACGACCCCUUGUACCGCAUGAUCUGCCAGCUUUACAAGUGGGAGGAUGCUACCAUCCGCGAACUCACCCCUCGUCUUCUGCCCGUCUUCCAGGCUGUUCUUGCCGACGAGGACCAGCUUGAGGAUGAGCGCCGCGCCGAGCUCAUUGAGCUCGUCAAGUGGCUUAACCAGAUGCAGCCUGGCUCUGCCCCCUGGGCUGAGCAGCUGUAA
This is a messenger RNA of Penicillium pulvis, 3276 nucleotides long. RefSeq names its product putative importin beta-4 subunit. Gene Ontology annotation, cellular component: cytoplasm; nucleus. The coding region runs from base 1 to 3276 and encodes 1091 amino acids. Gene Ontology annotation, molecular function: small GTPase binding; nuclear import signal receptor activity. The record is from RefSeq and is a predicted model, not a curated record. The transcript has 3 exons. Gene Ontology annotation, biological process: protein import into nucleus. NCBI's taxonomy places the organism in Eukaryota, Fungi, Ascomycota, Eurotiomycetes, Eurotiales, Aspergillaceae.